Molecule: messenger RNA, 1878 nt
Organism: Diplodia corticola
Lineage: Eukaryota; Fungi; Ascomycota; Dothideomycetes; Botryosphaeriales; Botryosphaeriaceae
Product: benzaldehyde lyase
Exons: 3
Coding region: 1-1878 (625 amino acids)
Biological process (GO): L-valine biosynthetic process
Cellular component (GO): acetolactate synthase complex; mitochondrion
Molecular function (GO): magnesium ion binding; thiamine pyrophosphate binding; flavin adenine dinucleotide binding
Source: RefSeq, a predicted model, not a curated record
AUGGCGUUCCCGUUGACCAUGCCGGAGAACAGAGAGUUGACGGGCGGGGAUCUCCUUGCUCAGUCAUUGAAGAAGCUUGGAACUGAGGUGGCGUUCGGGUUGCACGGCGGUCAUCUCGAUGCCUUCCUUCUCGGGUGCGAAAGCAUUGGCAUCCGCCUCGUCGACACGCGGCACGAGACGGUGGCGGUGCAGGCGGCCGAGAGCUACUCCAAAAUGACGGGCAAGACGGGCAUCUGUUUCGUCACUGCAAACAGCGGAUUUUCGAAUGGUCUCCCCGGCCUAGCCACGGCUUUUGCGGACAGAAGCCCCAUCCUGUGCAUCACUUCGUCCGUGCCGCUUCGGGACCAGGAAAACAACUCGUUGCAGGGCCAAAUCGACCAAGUCGUCGUAGCCAGGACCAUGACCAAGUUCGCCCACCGCGUGACGAGCGCCGAAGACUUGCCCCGCCUCGUCGCCCACGCCGUCCACAUCUCCGCGUCAGGAGCACCAGGCCCCGUCCUCCUCGACGUCCCCAUCGACGUCCUCUUCACCCCCAUCACCAUCCCCCUCAUCUCCUGGGGCUCCAUCAGCAGCCCCCUCCCGCACCUCCCGGGCCCGCACCCCGCCGCCAUCGCCUCCGCCGCCGCCAUCCUCCGCUCCGCCAAACGCCCCGCCCUCAUCCUCGGCACGGGCGCCUUCGCCGCCGGCCCCUCCUCGACCGCCUCCGCCCUCUCCGCCUUCGCCUCGGCCGCCCCCUCGACCCCCAUCCUCACCACGGGCAAGUUCGCCCACCUCGCCCCGCUCCACCCUCUCCCCACCUUCGCCGGCCCCGCCUCCGCCCUCGCCGCCCUCCGCCACACCGGCCGCCCGGGCCCGGACUGCGUCGUCCUCGCCGGCGCCCGCACCGGCAUGUACCUCGGCGGCCGCACCGGCGCCAUCGUGCCCAACGAUAACUGCCCGCUCAUCCACAUCGACACCGACGCCACCGAGCUCGGCCGCACCGCCCCCGUCGCCGUGGCCAUCGUGUCCGACGCCGCCGCCGCACUGUCCGCGCUGGCCGCCGCCCUGAAAAGCGACUCCACCACCAAGGACGCCCCCGCCCCCGACCCCACCUGGCUCCCCACCCUCCGCUCCCUCCACGCCGCGCCCUCCCCCUUCGCCGCCGCCCCGUCAACCGUCCCACAAACCAAUGCUCUGCACCCGCACCACGCGCUAUCCGCCCUCUUCGCCGCGCUGCCCGCCGAGUCCCGGCCCGUCGUGGUCCUCGACGGCGGCGAGGCCGCGCUGUGGGCGGGGGCGAUCGCCGAACAGUGCCGGCCCCGCGCGCUGAUGUCAUCGACAGGGUAUCUGGGGUUUCUGGGCAACGGGUUCGGGUAUGCGUUGGGGUGUGGGGUUGCGGUUGGGAUGGAGGGAGAGAGAGAGAAAGAAGAGGAGGCGCCGCUCGUGGUGCUGGUGACGGGGGAUGGCGCGGCGGGGUUCCAUUUCAUGGAGCUGGACUCGUUCGCGCGGCACGGGCUGCGGGUGCUGACGGUCGUGGUGAACAAUGCGUGUUGGGGGAUGAGUCGGAACGGGCAGGAUCUGGUGUUUGGCGGGAAGACGGCGGCGCGGCCGGCGAGCGGGCUGAGCGCGCGGCUGGACUUUGCGGUCGUGGCGAGGGGGUUGGGGUGUCUGGGGGAGAGGGCGGAGACGCUGGACGAGGUGCGGCCGAAGGUGGAGAGGCUGCUGGGUGGCGGUAAGGAUGGUGGCCGUGGCCGUGGGUUGCCGGGGUGUUUGGAUUUGAGGGUGAGUGCGAAGCCGACGCAUCCGGGGACUGAGGCCAUGGUGAGCAUGACGGAUGAUCCGAACGUGAUUGUUGUGCCGUAUUACGAUAACGUGCCGAGGCCGCAUUAUAAGCUCUGA